AUUCCUUGAUGGGCAAUGACUCAACAGGUUGGCAUUAUUGCUACUAGGCAUGCCCGGAGGGUGUAUGUUGGAGGGCUUCCCCCUACAGCAAAUGAACAGUCGGUUGCUACAUUUUUCAGCCAUGUAAUGCAUGCUAUUGGAGGGAACACUGCUGGCCCAGGAGAUGCUGUUGUUAAUGUUUACAUCAACCAUGAAAAAAAAUUUGCCUUUGUGGAGAUGAGAUCUGUGGAAGAGGCCAGCAAUGCAAUGGCUUUGGAUGGGAUUAUUUUCGAGGGUGCCCCUGUUAAGGUUAGGAGACCUAGUGACUACAACCCAUCUCUUGCUGCAACACUUGGUCCAAGCCAGCCCAGUCCAAAUCUGAACUUGGCUAAUGUCGGCCUGACACCAGGUUCUGCUGGUGGCCUUGAGGGACCUGAUCGCAUUUUUGUUGGUGGUCUACCCUAUUACUUUACAGAAGUACAAAUCAAGGAGUUGCUCGAGUAUACCGAAGGCUAUAUAUAAGCUGUGGGUAUUAUU
This is a messenger RNA of Rosa chinensis, 516 nucleotides long. RefSeq names its product splicing factor U2af large subunit A. Gene Ontology annotation, cellular component: nuclear speck; U2-type prespliceosome; U2AF complex. The transcript is spliced from 5 exons. The coding region runs from base 16 to 501 and encodes 161 amino acids. NCBI's taxonomy places the organism in Eukaryota, Viridiplantae, Streptophyta, Magnoliopsida, Rosales, Rosaceae. Gene Ontology annotation, molecular function: poly-pyrimidine tract binding; pre-mRNA 3'-splice site binding. The record is from RefSeq and is a predicted model, not a curated record.